AUGCACCCGGUAGAUCUCGGCAGCCCCGUCACCCCACCAGGGGAUGACCACUGGGACGACGAUGACUUGGUAGAAGUGUCGAUGCCCAGGACGCGUGACAACAUCAAAGCGGCCUGCAUAGAGAAUGGCAUCGCUGCCUUCAGCCUUUACGCUUCCAGGAAGUUCCGCCGAGUCAAGAACGCCCUCUUGUACGACUCUGCCCCGAUCGAUGACAGCUGGGAAACUAUCAAUUGGGACGAGGAACAGGAAGAUCGCAUGCAAGGGAAGGAGCAGGGCAAGGGCAAGGGCAUGACUCCCGUGUACCAUUCCUUUGUGUCGUCCGCUCUGUCGGGUAACGAGAAGCCGCGGAGGUUCAGAGGCGAUGCUGCAGUGGAUGGGCAAGAGGCGCGGGCAUAUCAUGCUGGACAGCGCGGUGCCGGGGGGGAAAUGAUGAAGCCUCGCCUGCGGACAGCGAAUGUCCCAAGACAGACAGAAACCCAUCAGGCUGCUUCCAAGAAUGCCGACAGCAACCUUGUUCAGCCCGCCGAGAAGCCUGCCGCGAAGAAGUGUGACAAGAAGUCUUUCGAUAAGAGUACCGAGAAGGCUAUCGAGAAGCUUGCCCAGAAGGCUGCUGACAGGGCUGCUGACAGGGCUGCUGACAGGGCUGCUGAGUGGGCUACUGAAGAAAACACUGAAGAGAUCAUCGCUAAGUGUGAGAAACCAGCCGAGCCAGUUGCGGCGCCGGUCAAGCAAAAGGGAAAACAAAAGAAGAAGAACCGCAAGUAUCAGAAUGAGGACUGGCUCGCCGAGGAGACCCAGCUGGAUGGGUCGCCAUGUGCCGCCGAGUAA
Podospora anserina S mat+ is the source of this 828-nucleotide messenger RNA. RefSeq lists its product as uncharacterized. NCBI's taxonomy places the organism in Eukaryota, Fungi, Ascomycota, Sordariomycetes, Sordariales, Podosporaceae. The coding region runs from base 1 to 828 and encodes 275 amino acids. The transcript has a single exon. The record is from RefSeq and is a predicted model, not a curated record.